AUGGCGGCGAGAAAUGCUCUGAUUCGACACCUUAGAGUCUACGUCAAAGCAUCACUUCUAAAGCAUAACAUUGGCGCUCGAGAAUCUGCUCUCCCUUUCACCGUUCUUCUUCGCCGUUUCUCCGACGAAGUUAGAGGAUCGUUUCUAGACAAAUCUGAUGUCACAGAUCGCGUUAUCUCAGUCCUCAAAAACUUUCAAAGAGUCGAUCCCUCAAAGUGCACAUCUCAGAGCUCGUCUUUUCAUCAAGUCAGGGAAAACAGUUUACACUUCUCUCCUCCACCUUUUGGCAGGGACACCAUUGCUGAUAUAGCAGCAAUGGUUGGUCCCUCCAUUGUGGAGAUUGAUGUUUCAGAAAGGGACUUCUGGAGGGCCUCUUUUCGAUAUGGAUGGCAAGAUCAUAGGAAUUAA
Messenger RNA from Eutrema salsugineum, 408 nucleotides. Its product is annotated as acyl carrier protein 2, mitochondrial. Lineage: Eukaryota; Viridiplantae; Streptophyta; Magnoliopsida; Brassicales; Brassicaceae. The transcript has 3 exons. The coding region runs from base 1 to 408 and encodes 135 amino acids. The record is from RefSeq and is a predicted model, not a curated record.